This is a messenger RNA of Dibothriocephalus latus, 165 nucleotides long. The record is from the annotation of a GenBank genome assembly. Lineage: Eukaryota; Metazoa; Platyhelminthes; Cestoda; Diphyllobothriidea; Diphyllobothriidae.
AUCCUCGUACCGGAGGGCACUUCGCGCGACGAACUGAUUGCCUGGUCCAAUCGCCUGCCUGCAACGCAGACGCCGUCCUGGUUGGGUCUGCCGAACAACGCCGAGAAAGUCCUUCUCACGAAUAUGGGUAGGCUGCGUUUUUCUCAUCCUAUCUUCAUGUGCUAG